AUGGUUUCACUCCUCCAGCGCUUCGGCUUAUUGCGACUGAGUGUCCAGUUGUUUUCGACCACCAAUAACCCUUCCCUGAUGCCAGUGUGCGAGUAUAUGCAUCCUGAGUUACGCCUUCCACUAUGCAUCUUCUAUCUUGUCUUGCGGGGCUUAGAUACUAUCGAGGAUGACAUGUCAAUACCCAUCACUACCAAAGUACCUCUUCUCCGUGGGUUUGGCGACAUCCUGGACAUUGACGGUUGGACCUUCGACGGUAACCGACCAUCAGAGAAAGACCGGAACUUGAUGCUCAACUUUGAUAACGUGAUUUCUGAACUCAAGAGGCUGAACCCCAAAUAUCAGCUUAUCAUCAAGGGUGUAGCUGACAAAAUGGGUAAAGGGAUGGCAGAUUUCUGGGAAAAGGGAGACACGAAUGCAUUUCGGAUUGAGAGUAUCCAUGAUUAUGAUCUCUACUGCUACGAUGCUGCUGUCAGUGUUGGAGAAGGGGUCUCGCAAAUGUUGAUUGAAGCGGGCUUUGCAACAUCAGAAGUGAUGAAGCACGACAAAAGCGUGGCACUAUUUUUUCAGAGAGUAAACGCCAUCCAUGAUGUGAAAGAAGACUAUGAUGACAAUCGCCAGUUGUGGCCACGUGAAAUCUGGUCUAAAUACGUUGACACCUGGGACGACUUGUUCAAGCCGGCGAACAGACAGGCAGCGCUCAACUGCGCAUCCGAAAUGGUUCUUGAUGCGCUUGAACAUGCUGAAGGCUCUAUUCUGUUUUGUUCUGGUAUUACCGAGAGAUCUGCCUUCACUUGCACGGCUAUGACAGUUCUAAAAGCUGUCAUACUACUCCAACUUUGCCUUUGCGACGAGGCUCUAUUUUGCCACGAGAUUCCCAUACCAGAUCAGCAAAAGCUCGAACUGAAAUCUCUCCUUGUUUCAGAUUGCCGACAAUUCUAUAUUAUGUUCCGAAUCCAUAUUCAGUGUAUACGUCGGAAAGCCGAUGCGUCGAGUACACAGAGUCACAAUAUCUCUAAAGUGUGUGAAAAGAUUGAAAAACAAAUUGGAGAUAUACUCACAGGUCAUUGA
Molecule: messenger RNA, 1068 nt
Organism: Aspergillus saccharolyticus JOP 1030-1
Lineage: Eukaryota; Fungi; Ascomycota; Eurotiomycetes; Eurotiales; Aspergillaceae
Product: terpenoid synthase
Exons: 4
Coding region: 1-1068 (355 amino acids)
Biological process (GO): farnesyl diphosphate metabolic process; ergosterol biosynthetic process
Cellular component (GO): endoplasmic reticulum membrane
Molecular function (GO): squalene synthase [NAD(P)H] activity
Source: RefSeq, a predicted model, not a curated record